AUGACUGCCGUGCCACGCUGUGCCACUGAAUUGUUUUUGGCCAAAAAUGUUGAACUUGAUACAUCAUCUAUGGUUAAACUUGCUAUGAGAUCCUCGGUGAACAGAAGUUCAAGAGGUCGGGGCGGGUUCAAAGCUCGAGGUCAUGCUAAAGGGCGGAGACAGCCGGACGACACGACCAAGCUGCCCGCUCGCUUAAGUGACCAGUUAGAAAGUCGAACUGUUGAUGGUAGUGGAGACAAAGAACUUGAACAGCGCUUUGCGUUACGCUUCAAUAAGAAGGCCUUUUCAAGGAAGGCAGACCGUAAACAGCAGCGGCAAGAGAAGAAGCAGAGAAUUUCGGCCCACUACGGACGGAAGACACAACCUCCAACAGAAGUGGAGCCUGGUACGAAGAAGCGAAAGCAAGGGCCAAUCCAGCACGACGAUAUCCCAAAGAAACCCAAACUUCAGAUAGUAUCUGAGCCGCCGAAAGCGGCUAGAAAACCACCGACCCAGGUCAAAACAAAUGACCCAUCUACCGAAAAGCGUCAAUUGGAACGACUCGCCAAAAAUAAUCCGAACUUUUACCGGCUGCUGAGCGAACAACGACUGGUUGUGGGGGAUGUGACAAAGUCAGCGUUCAGUGCUGACGAAGAGCAAAUUGCCAAAUAUGCUAAAAAAUUGGGAAUCAAGGAUCAGAAGAAGAUGCCUUCAGCAUUCAGUGAGGAUGGUCUUGAUUUUCUUUUCAAAGGGCUCAUGGGCGGAGGCGAGUCGGAUGACGAAGACUUCGCAACGGACUGGGCUGAGAAUCGCAGGAAUGACAGCAGUGAACAGGGCUUGGAUGAGGAGGAGGACGAUUCAGAUUUUGAUAGAGAUUCGGAGCUGGGUAUAAAUGGAAUUGAAGGCUCGGUCUCUCCAAAUGAAGGAGACUCUGAUGAGUCUGAUGAUGAGGGUUUUGACGAGGGUUUUGAUGGACAGGAAUCAGAUGAGAGCGAGAUACCUGAAGUUGAUGCAUCCCUUCAAGAUGCGGAAAGCGAGAACGAGAGUGACCACGAGGAUGAGGAUGAGGAUGGCUUACAACUGGCCGGGGAAAGUGAUGAUAAUGAUCAGUCUGAGAACUUUGAGCAAAGUGUGGAACAAACUGAUGCCAACGUGGCUACGACGGCGAAAUACGUUCCGCCACAUUUGCGCAAACAGUCUGAAAAUCAAAGCGAGCAAUAUAAACGCCUGAAGCGACAGAUACAAGGAUUGUUGAACCGACUGAGCGAUGCAAACAUGGAGUCCAUUUUCGUUAGCAUUGAGGAAUGCUACCGAAACAAUAGCCGGCACGACGUUACAGAAAUUUUGACUGACUCUAUUGUCGCGUUUGUCGGUGACCAUGCAAAUCUUCUGGAUUCCUUUGUACUGACGUACGCUGCGUUCAUUGCUACGCUGUUUAACGUAAUCGGCGUGGAGUUUGGAGCGCACAUAGUUCAAACGAUCGUGGAGCUUUUCGAACAGUCUCGAGCAGAGUAUUUGGCAGGAUACAAAAAGGAUCCUGAUGGCGUAGAGGCCAAGAGCAAGCGAUGCACAAAUUUGGUCAUAUUACUGGCAUACCUGUACAAUUUCGAAGUGGUUGCAUGCGUCCUGAUCUACGACAUCGUGCGAAUGACCAUCAGUGAAUUAUCCGAGCUGGAUGUCGAGAUACUAUUGAAGAUGCUGCGGAUCUGCGGGUUUCAGCUCCGGGCGGACGAUCCGUUGGCCCUGAAAGACAUUGUCCUGACGAUUCAAGAAGAAGUCAAGAAGCGAGAAGUGGGAAGUACCAGUACGAGGUUCAAGUUUAUGGUGGAAACAAUAAUGGAUCUCAAAAACAACAAACGGAAAUUGCAAAAGAAAGGAAUUUCCUCUGGCGGAGAGAGCACCCAGCAAGAGCGAUUGAAGAAGUUUGUGACAAAUCUAGCAAGUAAGAGAUAUGUUCACAAUACAGAACCCCUUAGGGUUGGAUUAGCAGAUAUCCGAUCCGUAAAGACCAAGGGGAAAUGGUGGCUGGUGGGCUCAGCUUGGGCUGGACACGAUGGUUCUGUUGACGCCGAGGGCGGACUUCGUGACAGCGACGUUCAAAGAACGACAGCCGCGGAUACCAAGGACGAUUUAUUGCGCCUCGCCAAGGCGCAAAAAAUGAACACUGACGUUCGGCGCAGUGUGUUUAUCGUCCUAAUGAGCAGUGAAGAUUGUGUGGAUGCUUUCGAACGACUGCUCAAAUUGAAUUUGAAGGACAAACAAGAACGAGAAAUCGUCAGGGUGCUCGUUCACUGUUGCUGCCAAGAACGCGUGUACAAUCCAUAUUAUGCACUCGUCGCUCAGAAAGUAUGUCAACAUGCACACGGCUUCAAGGUUACAUUUCAAUAUGCACUUUGGGACGCAUUCAAGGCAAUGGCAGCAGGAGCUGGAGAGGAAGGCGAAGGAAUGGAUGUACGAACGGUGUCAAAUAUGGCCAAACUUUACGCACAUCUUAUCGGGACGAAUGGUCUAACGCUGACGGCCCUGAAGGCACUCACAUAUACCUCCCUCGCGCCCCUCCAAAUUCUAUUCCUCAAACUAUUUCUGUCCACUCUUUUUACAACAUUAGCUCAAAGCGAGCUCGGUUUACGCCAAGUUCUCAACCGAGCAUUAACUAACGAGAACGUCCGAGAAGGCUUGGGUUUCUUUAUCAAGGGAUGGGCACGCGAGGGUUACGAAGUUGGGGGGAAGAACGUAGAUGAACAAGCGGUGCGAAGAGGCGGCAAGAUUGCCAAGGAGGUUCUGUCUGGUGCGUCGUAGUAAGUGGUGUGAAGCGAAUCGCUAUUUCUGUAUCAUAUUUCCUUUCCAAUGUUGCACGACAGAGUAGUAGAUACAUAAUCCUUGUACAUCCACCACGAACAAUUAUAAACACUAGUCAUAAACACUACAAUAAAUAGUUUAGAACCACAAACACCACCCAGCGCAAGAUGGCAAUUGUAAAUGCCUGUUCUCACAGCGAUGGUAAAUAAACGCAAAACGC
This is a messenger RNA of Spizellomyces punctatus DAOM BR117, 2998 nucleotides long. RefSeq lists its product as uncharacterized. Gene Ontology annotation, cellular component: nucleolus. Gene Ontology annotation, molecular function: RNA binding; protein binding. The record is from RefSeq and is a predicted model, not a curated record. Gene Ontology annotation, biological process: ribosomal small subunit biogenesis. Bases 1 to 2778 code for a protein of 925 amino acids. The transcript has 6 exons. NCBI's taxonomy places the organism in Eukaryota, Fungi, Chytridiomycota, Chytridiomycetes, Spizellomycetales, Spizellomycetaceae.